AUGCAUUGCGACGUUGCCUAGCUAGAGGGGGCAGUUGUGCCUUCAGGGUUUCGGCGCGCUUUCGACGCCAGACCUCACUGUGAAACCAGAGAACCGGGAGGGAGGAAGGGUCUGCGGUCGCUCGGUAACCUGGGCUGGUACCCUUGGCUACUUUCCAGAUUGGCAACCGUUGUUUCCCCGAGGAAGUAACCACAGUGGACGUUCGCUCGCAGCUUAGCGAUCUCCGUCUUUGAAACGAAACCCGGAGGAGUAAUGCGAGUGGGGGAGUGAGAGGCAGGUGGUCCCCGUAGAACAUUGGCGGGUGGGAGGAGGCCAAGCAAGAAUGCUGCAGGCGGACGCAGACCCGGCAGGUGCAGAAGCGGAGAUGGGGAGCGGAGAUCUGAAAACGGAGGUGGUGCGGCUAACCCUGGAGCUCCAGGAGGCCACGGAGGAGAAGCUGCAGGCCGCCCGCUAUGGCCUGGUGGUGCUGGAGGAAAGUGCCGCUCUCAAGAGGAAACACAGGCAGCUGGAAGAGGAGUGUGAAACCCUAAAAGGGGAGCUGCAGCAGCUCAGAGAGGCAUUUGCAGAUUCUGUAAGCAGCCAAAAACGUGCAGCUGCUGAUGGAGAAUGCCGGGAGGAGGAUCUGCUACAGGAGACGGCCUCUAAGGAGGCUGCCAUGGCAACGCGCCUUGAGGAAGUCCAGGCAGAGCUCAAGCAAGCACGCCUUGCUCUGAGCAACGCCCAUGCAGAGAUCGAUAGGCUGGGGGUGGUCUCCACCCAGUUAAAGAAGGAGUGUGAGUGUCUGGAGGGCGAAAAGGACCAUCAGAGGGAUGAGAUGAAGGAAUAUAAAGUACGUGAGCUGCGCCAGUUGCAGGACAACGGCGAAUUAGAAGAAGAAAACAUCUCUCUGCAAAAACAGGUGUCUGUACUGAAGGAAAACCAGGUGGAGUUUGAAUCGAUAAAGCUGGAGCUGACCCACAAGAACGAGGAGCAGGAGGAGCUGCGAGGUCAGAUGGAGGAGGCCGAGAGGCUGAAGGAGAUUGCAGAGCGGCAGCUGGAUGAGGCCCUGGAAGCCCUGAAGGAGGAGAGGGAGCAGAAGAACUGCCUGCGGCGAGAACUCUCCGCCCUGACCCUCAACCCCUUCGAAUCCGUGGGGAACCUGGAGCUCCACUUGGACCAGCUGGACGACAACCAGGAGGACGGCCCGGGGGGGGAGGGAGAAGGUGAGGGAGAGGACCAGGACAGCGGCAUUAAUAACGGCCCUGGUUCUGCUCCCGGUUCUGCUCACCCUCCUCACUUGGCGGGCUCCAAAAGUAACGGCCUCAUCCAGCGCUACUCCACUCCGCGCAGCAGCGACAUGUUCCUGCGCGCUCCCGCCUCCGGGCUGGUGUCGGACCUGCUGAGUGAGCUGCACUUCUCUGACAGCCAGAAACUAAAGCAGCAGCUCUUACAGGCAGAACGGGAGAAGUCCAGCUUGAUCAGCAAGGUGGAGGAACUGCAGAUGCAGCUGGUGGUGUCCAAGCAGGCGUUCAGUCAGCAGGAGGACAAGCUCGGAUCCCUCACGCAGCAGCUGGAAGCCGCGCAGAGCGGGCAGCACCCCAAGCACGAGGCGGGCGGCGGCGACCCGGAGAACGGAGACGCCGUCUUCGACUACGAGGUCGACACCAAGAGCAAGGAGGUGCUGGAGGCGCGAGUGCGUUCCGCCAGCGAAGAGCUUCUGAAGCUGCGGGACGACCUGUCCCAGGCCGGAGCGCGCUACAACACCCUGGAGCACAGGUACAAGCAGGAGAAGGACCGGUGGCGGGCGGAGGCCCAGGAGCUGGCCGACAAGAUCCGCCAGUGCAUCAAGUCUAGCAAGCAGGACCAGGAGCGCAUCGGCGAGCUGGAGAAGGAGAUCGGGGCCACGCGGAAGGUGGCCAUCGACUCGGAGGGGCAUCUGAGCGUCGCCCAGGAAGAGCUGCUGGCCUUCUCCGAGGAGCUGUCCAACCUCUACCACCACAUCUGCGUGUGCAACAACCUGACGCCAAAGCGAGUCACCCUGGACUACUACCGCGACGGUGCCAGGGCGAGCAACGCGGGAGGCAGCGCCCGCAGGUCCCACUACGUUCACUCCCCGCAGAACUCCCAGAAGAAGACGCGGGCCAACGACGCGUUCAUCUCCAAAGCGGCGGCGCUGCAGUUCAUGGGGGAGGUGGACAGCGCGGGAGCCAGUGGGGAGUCUCCCAGCUGCCCCGGAUCCCCCACCCUGGACUUCAGGGACCCGUCAAACGUCCGCAACUUGGUGGCCGUCAUCCGUUGCCAGAUCAAACACCUCCGGGUGGCAGUGGACCUCUGUCGUCAGAGGGGUGCGAUGCCUUACUCGGGCUUCAGCAGCAGCGGGGAGUCAGAGCGGGACGCUGAAAGCCUAAUGGAAGAAGUUCUGAAACUCAAGUCCCUUCUGAGCACCAAGAGGGAACAGAUUGCUACCCUGAGGACCGUCCUCAAGGCUAACAAACAGACCGCAGAGUUGGCCCUGUCCAAUCUGAAGACCAAGUACGAGACGGAGAAGAGCAUGGUGUCGGAGACCAUGAUGAAACUGAGGAACGAGCUCAAAGCCCUGAAGGAGGACGCAGCGACCUUCUCCUCACUGCGAGUCAUGUUCGCGAGUCGGUGUGACCAGUAUGUCACCCAGCUGGAUGAGAUGCAGCGGCAGCUGGCAGCCGCCGAGGACGAGAAGCGGACCCUGAACUCGCUGCUGCGGAUGGCCAUCCAGCAGAAACUGGCCCUCACUCAGCGCCUGGAGGACCUGGAGGCGCCCCUGUCUUCGCACAGCCUGAACAGCAGCCCCCGCCGCUCCCGGGCCAAAGAGCUGGCCAACAAGUCGGGCCGGGCUCCUCGGAGCCCCCGAAACAGCCCCGCCCGGCCCCCGCUGAGAAGCAGCCCGCGGGCCAGCCCGGUGCUCGGCGGCAGCGUUUCGGGGCUGGCCCCGCACCACCUGCGGGGUCUGACCCGGAGUCUCCACACGAGCCCCCGCUGAAACACUCCUUUCAUCACUCCAACCUCCCUCUUCUCCAUAAGGACCUGUCUUCAUGUUGACUCCCUGGCUCCCACCUUCUUUCCUGACUCGAGACAUCCUGUCCAUCAGAUAUGACGCAACAUUUCCCCGUCUACCCACCAGAACCAUGGAUUUAAAAAAAAAAAAAAAAAAGGUUUAAAAAAAUAAUAAUAAUCCUCUCAUCCCACCCGGCUGGUUUUCUCUGCUUGGAUCGGAGAAACCUGCAUGCAGCCGGGAGCAGGACGAAGAGAGACGUGUGCUGCUUGUUGCUCAUUGACUGUGUCUUGUCCCCGAGUGGAUCCAACUUCCCUCUGGACUCGUUCAAGGCUGCUGUGUGUUGUGGUGAACCAGUGACAGUAUUUAUUCCGGAAGGAGAGGGGUGGGGGGGGGGCGUUUGCAGUGGUUACUGUCCUCAGACUGUGGUUUGACGGUCGGAGGCCGUGCGUCUUUACACUCUUGCCUUUAGUCAGGCGUCCUUGGUCAGAUCGCUCUGGCGUCUUAGUGUCAGUAAGCCAUUAGAUCCCCUGUGAUGAAUCCCCCGAGUAGUUGUUUUUGUAGAACAAUGCAGCCUUACUAACACAAUUACCGAUCCCACAAGUAGAGAGCUUACUGCUGCAUUGAGGUCUCUUCCUCUCACUGAUGGUACCGUUGCUUGUCCUCUUUUGUCCUGUGACGUGCCUGGCACUUUGGCUUUUGGCCGUUAGCCGAGCCCUUUAACUAGAGGUCAGUAAGAAGGCUUUAGUUGAUGGAAAUCAAUCAGCCAUAAGUUCACCCCCCUCAGGUCAAGCAGAGUAAUCCGAUUCAUGAUUUGGGAGAUCUUAAAUGAGCGUCAUACUUGAAAACUAUGCAGACCAUGUCAGGACGAUGCCUGUGUGCUUCUUGCUGUUCUUUUGAGUCACGAAGGGUUUUGAAUCUCGACUUUACUCCAGUACGUAAUGGUUUGAGCUUCUGGAAGUGAUCUGUGCAUUACAAGCAUCCCAUUGCCUGAAAUGUAGUCACUUGUUUGCCUGUUGUUUUUGAAGGAAAGCGUUGCAUCACUGAAGAUUUGAAGUUGUGAUUUGAGCAAAACACGAACAUGUUGGGCCAGUCUUAGCUACAUAAUCAUAACUACAGUUCCCCAUUCAGCUUCUGCUACUUCUCAGUCCUUUUGAGCAACUAAGCAACCAUGUUCCUGUUUUGUACACCAUCAUUUAAUGUAACCCCGCUUUUGUGUGCGACAGAAGUAAGCAUGUUGUAAUGAACUAGUAAUUACCCACUAGUUCUUCCCCGAGGCUACGGCAUCCAUUACUUUCCGUUAGCAAUGCUAAUAGUGCUAGCAGGCCACUGUUAGUUGUGGCUUAAGUAAAAAAAAAUAAUGUCCCGUUAUUUGAAAAGCAUUACACAGUGCUUUGGUCUAUUAGACCAUUAUGACUUAAAAGGAAAAACCUAAAUAAAUCUUAAUAAACAAUAUUUCAAAGAGGCGUAACUGCUGUGAGGAGCUUCAGAGGGUCUGGAAAUGCAAAGAAGAACAAACAAUGUUGCUUACAGAGUAGUUUGAUGCCAGGGCCGUGAUAUGAGGGCAGCAGCACAGACGUAGACGUUGGCACUGUAACAAGACCUGCCUCAACUAAUGCAGUUAGUGUUCUUUUAUUUUAAUUCACCUGCAGUCGACCAAUCAUGCUCAACUGUCCUGUUGUUUAGUAGAAGAGGCCACGACCUGCUGAUUUGUUUUAUUUUUUUGUGCCUUGGUUUUGAUUUGGUCUGGUUUGGGAUUACAUCGAGUUUUCUAAAUAGAGGCUACCUUUCAACACUGGAGUAGUAAUUCUUUUUUUUUUUUUUUUGAAGGUAUGUUUUAUUUAAUUUGCCAUUAAGCAGUAUUAGCACUGAAUAAGGGUAUCUCAUUUUGGUAAAUAUUUUCACUUUUUAGCUUGCAUGCCUAAAUGGACUCAUUACUAUUAACUAAUGAACAAUUAAGGCAGAAAAUAAUGUAUCCCAAACAUUAUAGAGAGACGGAUGAAUUCCUAGGCUAAGAAGUGGAAAUGCUUUAACAAUGUCAUAUUUCUUCAAAGGUUGUAAAUGGAUUUCUUAAUCGAUUUAAUUCUGUGCAGAGGUGUGUAUAAUUUAAUUGCCAUUGUUGUAUAAUAUUUUAACUGUAUUUAUGUGGUCUGGCUUCUGUGUCUGUACAUUGUUAUAGAGGACGACGUGCACACUCCGCAUAACACAUCGGAUGGUCCUCAACUCUUAGUGUGGAACCUCCUUUGACCUGUGAAUCGCUUUAGUCAAGAAGAAUAAAAACAAGCCAACACUGUU
Pungitius pungitius (ninespine stickleback) is the source of this 5302-nucleotide messenger RNA. RefSeq lists its product as uncharacterized. The coding region runs from base 323 to 2995 and encodes 890 amino acids. Lineage: Eukaryota; Metazoa; Chordata; Actinopteri; Perciformes; Gasterosteidae. Gene Ontology annotation, molecular function: cytoskeletal adaptor activity; dynein complex binding. The transcript has 10 exons. The record is from RefSeq and is a predicted model, not a curated record.